Strongylus vulgaris is the source of this 416-nucleotide messenger RNA. The record is from the annotation of a GenBank genome assembly. NCBI's taxonomy places the organism in Eukaryota, Metazoa, Nematoda, Chromadorea, Rhabditida, Strongylidae.
GUCGAGCAGUUAUAUCUAGGAUGGUAUUGUCGUAUCUUCGAUCCCACCUUCCUCUGGCCCCUGAAGAGUUUGUACAAGCUGUAGCUGCGCAGUUAACGUCAGACGAGCAGCUUGCCAAUAUUGCUAAACAUUUAGGGGUUGACGUACUAGUACGCACCGCAGAGCAACCUCCCUCGUCUACUUCUAUUGCUGACGCGUUCCGAGCCUUGUUUGCUGUCAUUGGAGAGCAGAGAGCCAAGGUUCUAGUUGUGGAUGUGAUUAUACCUCAACUGAUCGAUAUUGACUUUGCGGAAGUUUUUCCUUUACGGCAACCUCUCGCCGUAUUGACUGAUCUCCUUGAGAAGGAUGGAGCUAAAGAGAUUGAACCAAGGCUUCUCCGUUCGGCAGGGGUCGUAAGCGCUCAACCAGUUUAUGUU